AACAAAGUCCCACUCUCUCUCUCUCACACAUACUCUUCUCUACCUCUCGUCCCUUCUCACUCUCUUUCUCUUUCCUUCUCCUCUCACUUUCUCUCUCCAACACUCUCCCUCUACAUUUCUUAGGGUUUUCAAUCUGCUUGCGGGAGUUGGAGAUUUGACGUGCGAGCUCAACGGAUCGAGACUCUCCGCCUUGUGCUUUGAGUGGAUGGUCUAUCUAAAAGGCUUAUGCUUGAAGGGCUUGAAAUAAAAAAAAUUGAAAACUAAUGCAAGCUAUUGUUGAAAUGGGGCGGAUUGCAUUUGCAGAAUGCUACCCGUAUUAUAGAGGGAGUGAUGCUUGCUUUGAGAGUGCAAGGAUUGUUUUGCAGUUGAUGGCAUAGGCAUUGCCCGGUUAUAAAGCUGUUGAAAAAUCCUUUCUUCACUCUACUUGAUUGUUUUUUGGGGAGUGGCUGAGUAAUCACCAGGGUGUUCAUAAUAUGUAUUUGGGGUUUGACAGGAGCACAUCAGUAUUAAUUUGGUAAUAUCCAUGCUGGCAGAGAGCAUGCGUGGAAUCUGCACUUUGGGUAAUGCCCCUGACAAGAUCUGUUGUUGAUGCACUUGGUGUGGUGACUAUUUGUCUUGUUGCUCUUUUGAUUCUUCUUGGUUUGUUCUGCAUAUUGUACUCAUUUUAUUUUCGUACUCGCGUCCGUAGUCAAGGUUAUAUUCAACUUGGUUAUUUUAGUGGUCCUUGGAUUAUCCGCAUCACAUUCAUCUUGUUUGCUAUCUGGUGGGGGUUCGGGGAGAUUGUUCGGCUGCAUUUGUUGAGAAGCGAGGGAAGACUAUUGAAUGCGCUUAGCCUGAAAUGGCAGGAGACUGUUUGCAAGUGCUACAUUGUUUCAAAUCUAGGGUUUGCAGAACCUUGCCUCUUCCUCACCCUCGUAUUUCUCCUUCGGGCAUCCUUACAGAAGACGCAUUCUGGGACAUGGACCCAGAAGUGGAAUCGCAAAACAGCAGGGUGUGUUCUUCUCUAUUGCUUACCAGUGUUUGUUCUUCAGCUCAUAGUUAUUUUAAUAGGACCACAAUUUAGCAAUCACAAGAAUAUGCACAAAUUGCCGCAUUAUUUCAUAAGAACAGCUGCUGACCAUGGUGAUGUUGCCCUCUGCACUUACCCUUUAAUGAGUACUAUUCUGCUUGGUCUUUUUGCUACUGCCCUAACUAGCUAUAUGUUCUGGCUCGGAAGGCGGAUUUUACAUUUCGUCAUCAAUAAGGGUUUGCAAAAGAGAGUCUACGCGUUGAUAUUCUCCGUUUCCAGUUUCUUGCCGUUAAGGGUGCUAUUUCUUGGUUUAUCUGUUUUGUCUGGGCCAGACACUAUUCUGUUCGAAGUAUUUGCAUUCUCGGCUUUUCUUUCCUUUUUAUGUUGUGCGGGUGUUGGAAUUUGCAUGCUUGUAUACUGGCCUGUUGCCGAUUCUUUGGCAUUGAGAAAUCUACAAAAAGACAGAGAAGCUAGGAGGAGUAGUGAGGAACACAAUGACACUGCUUCACUAAUUGCUAACCAAAGCGCUCUGGAAGAAAGUAUGGAAGGUAGCCCUACGGCUUCAACAAAGCGUGGAUCGAUAUCUUUUCGGGCUAUGGAGAGAGACGAAACCUCAGGUGCAUUUGUGGAGCUGAGCCUCUUCUCCCCUAGUCAACAUUCAUCCCCACCCGGCUCACCUCGACUUCUUGGCUGGCCUAUGCUCCCUCCGACACAACAAGUACACAUGGUUCCUGAACACAGGUGAGAGGAGCAACUCAUUUUUGUGGCCAACAAAAUCUGUUUGUAAAGGGUUUAGUCUUUAAUAAGGAUUUGGUAUUUUUGUUUUGUUUUCAUUCAGGAUAUAAUGGUUGUUGAUGAUGAUUGGCUUGCUUCUUAGCCACCUUAUUUUUGUUAGGUGGAACUCUUGAUCUGUAUCUCAUAUUUUCUAUUUCUCUGUCAAAAUACGAUUCUCUCCAUGCCCCCAUGAAACGUAACUGAUGAAUGUUCCUUUCCCUUUUUCUGGUGUAUUCGGCAAUGUAG
Molecule: messenger RNA, 2029 nt
Organism: Ilex paraguariensis (yerba mate)
Lineage: Eukaryota; Viridiplantae; Streptophyta; Magnoliopsida; Aquifoliales; Aquifoliaceae
Source: the annotation of a GenBank genome assembly